AUCCGAUUUUAGUUUGGAUGCAGAUCAUUUGAAACUGGAACUGACGCCUUCAAUAACCAUGACUUCUUUUCAGCUUCUGGUCUUUGCUGGUCUUCUCGUAGCAGUUUCAUGCGAUAUCUGUUUCGACGAUCCACAUGAUCUAGGUUGCUUUGAAACGCAAUUAAGAUGCCACAAUCGGAACCCAAACAACCCAGACGACAUCGGUACCACUUUCGAGCUUUAUACCCGUCAGAACCCAGAUCAUGGUGAGAUCCUAGACCGUCAGAACCCUCUAACCAUCCAGGCAUCUAGCUUUGAUCCAAACCGAGAAACCAAGCUUAUCGUUCAUGGAUGGACUGAUAGUAUGUCUGGGGAAAGCUGGAUAACGAUGAAGAACACGUUCCUUCAUUCAUACGACGUGAACGUGGUGAUGGUUGACUGGUCGUCAGGAGCCAGUAAGGGAUAUUACAAGAGCAGAGCUAAUACUCGGGUCGUCGGCAGGGAGAUCGCUAAGCUGAUUGAAGCUUUCCAAGCUGCUGCUGGGGCUACCUUCGACUCCAUGCACAUCAUCGGACACAGCCUGGGGGCCCAUAUCGGGGGUUACGCCGGGGAGGCCUGCUCAGGAACCAUCGGCAGAGUAUCAGGCUUGGAUCCUGCAGGCCCAGACUUCAGUGGUGAUCUUGAUAAUACCUGUCGACUGGAUAAAACAGACGCCCUCUUCGUCGAUGUCAUGCAUACAGAUGGAGAAACCUUUUGGGGUGGUGGACUUGGACUAAUGGACCAGCUUGGUCAUCAAGACUUCUACCCCAACAACGGUCAGGAAAUGCCCGGAUGUUCUAAAGUCUCCGUCAGCUGUGAUCACAGCCGAGCCGUCGAGUAUUACAUCGAGAGCAUCUCGUCUACGCGCCCAUUCUCUUCCGUGAAGAUGACCUCCAACUCUGACACCCUAGACGAGGGAAUUUGGUGGUGGUGUUCUAGUGUUAUUUGCCCAGAGAUGGGGUACAAGGCGGAUCCCAGCUGUAAUGAAGGCUUGUAUUAUCUUGAAACCAACGAUGAGAGUCCUUACUGUAUGUAAGACCGUUGUCAUGGUUACAUAAAUCUUUAGAAAAAACAACACGGACAUUCGCUCUGGUUGGUUUUCCUUAUUUUAAUUCCAUUUAUUCUUUCAUCCAGAAAAUAUAUUCAAACACAUAAAAAGUGUAGUGAAGGAGCUUUCAUGUCAAAUUCAUGUAGAUAAACAAAGAGCCAAAAUUCUACUACAAUAUUAUUAUAAUACAUAAAUUUAAUUUAUAAAUUUCUGGGGAAAUUCCCUUAUGAUUUACAGUCACGUAUGGUGGUUAAUCUGUGGAUUAUUUUAUGUAAAAUUUGACCCAUAGUGAUUUACAUUUAAAGACCGAUAUUGCGUGAUAUCGACAGAUAGAUGGUAUGUUGUUUUUAAGUGACAUCGACCUAGGAUGACAUAUAGAAAAGUGAAUAGUUCUCUAGUUUGCCGUGGACUGUUUGCUAUAAACGAGCUAGUCGAUAUUUUGAAACGAAUUUUAGAAAAUACACAGUGUCAUUCUCAGUAGAGAGUCUCAUUAUUACACCAUUUAUUUUUUAUGGGCAUGUAUGUGUGUUUACCCAAACUCGACGCUUCGAUAUAUAUAUGUUCUUGGUUGUUGUUUUUUCAGGAUCAAACACAUGCCACCCCCUCCCCCGAAAAAAAUACAGUGUACAGUGAGGCAUACUGACUCACGCUUCGCCAUAAACACCUCCAGAAGUAUACUGGUUUUACAUGUGCUUGGUACGCCAGCGUCAACAGUGAUAUAAAUUUUGCUGGAUCACUGUAAAAAAAUGAAAUGCUAAAUCGACAUUUCAUGUGGUAAAUGCAACAUUUAGAAAAAAAAUUGUCAUUCCUCCAACCUUUUAAAAUGUUAAUUUAACAUUUCAUUAUUAGAGUGAUUAAGUCACAAGUUAAUACACAAACUACGGUACUACUUAAUAUUUUCGACAUGAUUAUUAAAAAAAAUCAUACCUAUUGUCUGACUGUCAAUUAUGACGGGCCCCACUUUCCAUAGUUGAAGAUGGUUCAAUGUUAAAUCAUAACAUUUUCUUAGCUAAUGCCUGAAUAUGUUUUGUCGAAACGUGAAAUGUUUCAUUAUACUUGGAAUUAAGGAGAGAUUUAUUGAUCUGUAAGUGAAAUUGAACAGAGAUAUUAUGAUGAUAUUAAAGGGCUCAAGU
This is a messenger RNA of Lytechinus pictus (painted urchin), 2199 nucleotides long. Its product is annotated as pancreatic lipase-related protein 2-like. The transcript is spliced from 5 exons. The record is from RefSeq and is a predicted model, not a curated record. Bases 59 to 1054 code for a protein of 331 amino acids. Gene Ontology annotation, molecular function: triacylglycerol lipase activity. Lineage: Eukaryota; Metazoa; Echinodermata; Echinoidea; Temnopleuroida; Toxopneustidae. Gene Ontology annotation, biological process: lipid catabolic process.